Molecule: messenger RNA, 2712 nt
Organism: Cyclospora cayetanensis
Lineage: Eukaryota; Apicomplexa; Conoidasida; Eucoccidiorida; Eimeriidae
Exons: 7
Coding region: 1-2712 (903 amino acids)
Biological process (GO): protein deubiquitination
Molecular function (GO): cysteine-type deubiquitinase activity
Source: RefSeq, a predicted model, not a curated record
AUGGGAAAAAAGAAGCAGCGCAAUCGUACGUCUGGGCGGAACGGCGGGGAGGAGACGUUGCCGUCCUCGAAGAUCCCCUCUGGCCGUUCUAAGCGUAAUGGCGAUGCAGGUUUGAACGGCAAGAAGGGGCUGAUGGCGGGGGGAGCCUUUGCGGCCUCCCUGCUGGCUGUAGGGCUAGAACUUCGCGACGUUGUAGCAGAUGGGAACUGCCUCUUUAGAGCUGCAUCUGACCAGCUGUUUGGAGAGCAGACGCAGCACAAGAAAGUGAGGGCUGCAGCCGUGGAGUAUAUGGCGGCUCAUGCCGAUAUCUUCGCGCCUUUCACGGACUGCGACGAAGAGCCUUUCGCGCGGUAUCUCCGGCGUAUGGCAGCGGAUCGCACGUGGGGGGGCCAGCUGGAGCUGCAGGCUAUUUCCCUCGCCUUCGGAGUGAACCUGCUGAUUUACGUUGCUCCUCCCGAAGACGAAGAGGACGCCGCUGAGGAGCCUAGGAAUGCCAGCUGGAGGACAGCCUCCACGAAGGCUUCAGACGCGCAUUCCAAGAGCGACCAGCGCAAAGGCAAGUGCACUGGAAGGGCCAAGUCUGAGCCGUCCGAUGUGGAGGCAGAGCCGCAGUGGAAGCUCUGGCGCAUGCAGAAUUUUGACGCUAAAGCCGUAUGUCUACAGGUUGCCUUCCAUCCGGAUACGGAGCACUACAGUUCCGUGAGAAUCGUGGGAACCUCCCCACAGGCUCCAAGCACGCUCACCCUCGAGCAACUCGAGGCUUAUCGGGCGAAACAACCCCAGGCACGCUGCUGCAGCAGCAGGGAGCUGCACGAAGACGCAUUGCUCCAACACCUCCUCCGAGCAGCUACGCUUGCAGAGGCUUCUCAACCCCUGUGUCCAGCCUGCACUGCCUGCUGUCACGCAGCUCAGCGUCUAGGGGCGCUUACAGCGCAAUUCAACACCCUCGACUUUGAGGGCAGCACCCUUUCUCAACACUGUCUCCCCACUGGCAAAGAGCCAGAGCGACCGCUCGUCGAAAAAGCUCCAAGACAGAAUCCAGGAGACUCCUCCUCCGUGUGCCUCAGAGGCCAAAGCUGCUUCGCAGCCGCGUGGAAACGCUCAAGAACAACACCCUUGAAGAUCGAGAGUAGCAACAGGGGAAGGGUGUCUGGCAGAUCUGCGGCUGUUGAGGAAUUCGAUGUGGCGAAUAGCGGGAAACUCGGCAACGGAGAGAGCGGUGGCAGCCUCGGCCGCUGCUCGAGGAGCAGCGAUAGCAGCAGCAGCAGCGAUUGCGCACAUUUCAGGAGGCGCAGUGUGGAGGGUUGUGCUGCUGCACUUGCAGGGGCCUCCUUGGGUGGCUUGUUUUCUGCUACAGACUCCCUUGGCUCCUAUUUGAUGGGCUGCCCCUCUUUGGCUUCCGCAGACGCGGCAGUCCCCGCCUUGGCCUUCUCGCCUCCCCGCAAAGGAGCGUCCAUUGCAACAGCGAGCAGCACGAAGCGGACCGUAUUCGCAACACCGGCUACAAGAGCAGCAGCAGCGUCCAAAGGAAUUCGAGUAUUCUCCAAGGAACUCCCUUUGACUCCGUCUUCUAGCAUUUGGACGGCCCCCGCGGCGGCUUUUCGCGUGAAGAUACCACCCCCCUCUUGCAACAGAAGAGCUCGUUCUUUGCCGCCUUUGCGAAUCCGUUUGCUGCCUUGCGCACGCGUGUGGCUAGCUGGUGAAGCAGCCUCGGCAACAGCUGCUGAGGGGGCCCCCUCCUUGUGCGUCGCCUCCGUCCCAGACGGAGGGGCCCCCCCCUCAGUUGUGGCGGUUCACGGGGGGCUUGCAGAGUCUCGUUUCCGCGCAGAUUCUUGCGAAGGGGGGGGUCGUCGCGAUGGAGGAUGCGCUGCUGCUCAGGGAGCUGCAGCGCUGCUGCCGCCAGGCUCUCCACAGCAGCAGGCGCAGCACGUGGCGAGGAAGGGGAAAGUUACAAAGCGGGAACGCGCGGAACUUAAGAGAGCAAAGCGGCUGCAGAGGGAACAGAGCCGAUUGGAGCGUCGACGCAUAGCGGCGUCUCGUGGACUGUCAGGUGAGAAUGGCGGCACCCUGCCCGAGGGAGAGGGGAGCCCCCCAGACUUGGAUGGCACUAUGCAAAAACUCGCUCACAUGACGCGCUGUAGAGGCAGUGCCUCCGGCAAUUUGAGAGGUCUCUUGAGGGCCCCUGCAACAGCUUAUUACAGAGGACGACGGCUAGCUCACAGGUGCAUAGCAGGUGCUGCAAAAAGGUUGUGGACUCGGGUAGCGAGCCCAGUUGCAGAGCGGUCUCGACAGCCGUUGGCGCACCGCGUUUGUCAGUCCUUAGUCCUUACUGGGGAGGUCAGUUGCGUAUUUUUCGCAGGCCUCCGCUAUGGCCGCCUAGUGUCGCGAUUUUCUGCGGCUCUGUGCCGUGCACACACAGUGCACCCAAGCCAUGCAUCAUCGCAAGCCCCACUGCGAGGAGCUGCCAACGCACUCUCCUGUGGCACCCCUCCAGAGCCCGCUGCACACGAGGUAGCUUCCCACAGAGGCCAGAACAGCCCCUCACUGACAGCAGCCAGCCGAUGCCAUUACCCGCAGGGCCCCACUAAUGGGGCCCUCACCUCAAGAGCGCUUAAACAGGUCUACUCCGUAAAGGGAGAAAUUUCAUAUGGGGAACCUUCCGGCAGACAUGCCCUUCUUGAGGCCACCUGUUCGGUAGCAAGGCCCCCGUAG